Amphibalanus amphitrite is the source of this 823-nucleotide messenger RNA. Its product is annotated as cuticle protein CP14.6-like. Lineage: Eukaryota; Metazoa; Arthropoda; Thecostraca; Balanomorpha; Balanidae. Gene Ontology annotation, cellular component: chitin-based extracellular matrix. The transcript has 3 exons. Bases 115 to 555 code for a protein of 146 amino acids. The record is from RefSeq and is a predicted model, not a curated record. Gene Ontology annotation, molecular function: structural constituent of chitin-based larval cuticle.
GCGGCGGCCGAGUGGCACGCACCCCGAGCUUGGGCAAUAUAAACCAGAUUGGAGAGAGACCAAACCGUCAGUCUCAAAGUGUACCAGCUCCGCCGUGGUCUCCACAUCAUCAGCAUGCAAACUCUCAUCGUCGCUUCUUUGGUGGUCGCGGCCACGGCCGUUCCCCAGAACUAUCAAACCAGCCAGUUCUCUGCCAUUCCCCGGUCACAAAUCGACCUGCUCCGCCGGGAAUCUGAUCAGGAUCCUUACCGCGGCAUCUACAGGCACAUCUACGAACAGAACAAUGGACAAAUUGUGGCCGAAGACAUUGAGACAUACCCGGGUCCAGAGCCGGAGACGGGCAGCAUCAUCCAGCGGGGCAGCUUCCAGUUUGUCGGUGACGACGGCAACACCUACCAGAUCUCGUACGUGGCCAACGAGGGUGGUUUCCAGCCGCGAGGUGCCCACCUGCCCGUGGCGCCGGCUCAGAUUCCCGAGUAUGCCCAGCUGCGUCAGGAGCACCCGGAGCUCUUCUGGGCCGAGGGACAGCAGCCGCAGCAGCCCACCUACGUCUAAUGGCGCAAAACAUUUGACUGAAGAAAUAUAUUCUGAUGAGGAUGUUCGUCAUUCGAUUACUUUCUUUACGGAGGAUCUCACACAAAUGGAACAUUGUUUAGUGUUUACCAAUGGUUAGUGGUCGAAGGAUUUUUGAUAGGAUCAUAUAAGCAGCAUGAACGACUAUGGAAACGAUGAUAAAUUGUUUCUGCAUUAAAAGUUGUCAUGAUGCACGUCUCAAUAACCCACCCUUAACGAAAAUAUAAAGGCCUCUAUUCCUCACCUUUCA